AUGGCAGCGUCGUCGUCCUCGUCGGAGAAGAAGAAAGAAGAGAAUACUGAGGAGGAGAAGGGAGGUGAGUUGUUGUUCUGUGGCGCGACCUCGUGGGAUAUCAUUGGACGUCGCAAAGGUGGGCUUGAUGGUAACUUGCUAUCUCCCACUCGGUUGAGGCCACUCGUCGGCGUCAACAUUCGUUUCGUCGCCUCUGGUUGCGCUUCGUGUCAUUGUGUGGCGUUGGAUGUUGAAGGUCGUUGCUACACUUGGGGACGUAAUGAGAAAGGUCAAUUAGGUCAUGGAGAUAUGAUCCAACGUGAUAGGCCAACGGUUGUGUCUGGACUCUCUAAGUGA
Molecule: messenger RNA, 336 nt
Organism: Eruca vesicaria subsp. sativa (arugula)
Lineage: Eukaryota; Viridiplantae; Streptophyta; Magnoliopsida; Brassicales; Brassicaceae
Source: the annotation of a GenBank genome assembly